Homalodisca vitripennis (glassy-winged sharpshooter) is the source of this 1484-nucleotide messenger RNA. Its product is annotated as mycosubtilin synthase subunit B-like. Gene Ontology annotation, molecular function: CoA-ligase activity. NCBI's taxonomy places the organism in Eukaryota, Metazoa, Arthropoda, Insecta, Hemiptera, Cicadellidae. The transcript has 4 exons. The coding region runs from base 1 to 969 and encodes 322 amino acids. The record is from RefSeq and is a predicted model, not a curated record.
AUGUUCACUGGAGCUACUACUGCUCUCUGCCCUCCUGAUAGUUUUUUCUCUACUCAGGUCGAGGGACAGACAGGGAAGACUGCGAGUUUCGCGGAUAUUCUGCAGCAGAGUACCGCCGCGGCUGCAGGACUGCAAAGCGCUGGUAUAAAUGCAGGAGAAUGCGUAGUGUUGUGCUGUGACAAGAGCAUAUUGUCAUACUCGCUACUGCUGGGCGUCAUGUUCACUGGAGCUAUUACUGCUCUCUGCCCUCCUGAUAGUUUGUUCUCUACUCAGGUCGAGGGACAGACAGGGAUGACUGCGAGUUUCGCGGAUAUUCUAUCACUAACGCUUUCUAUGGUGACGUCGAUUCCGGAUGCAGACAUCAUCGACAAGUUGAGUCAGGGUCACACUGUGAAAGCGGUGUUCUGCAGCAGUGUGUACAUGGACUCCGUGCAGAAGUGUGUGAGCAGGAUGAGUCCUCCGCCGCUACUGGGUACGGUCGACAUCGAGGACCCGGUCCUCAAGCCCAUCCUGACAAGUCGUGGCGAGUUUUCUCUGUACCGGGUCAAUGAUGUCUACAAACACACUGCUGUGAUACUGUUCUCCAGCGGCACCACGGGAGUACCCAAGGGCAUCGAGAUCACAGAUGUUGCGGUCCAGUGGAGUGGAAUUAAUUUUGACUAUCCCUUCAAAUCUUUUCUGGUCGCCUUUCCGUUUUUCUGGUACAGUGCGAUUUUCACGUUCGUCUCUGCAUGUUACAAUAAGUAUCCGCUCAUCAUGAACAAUAUCCCAGAAGUUACAGAGAAUUUGCGACUUACAGCCAAGUACCAGAUACAAGGCUGGUUUCUAAGUACGGGUAGUAUGUCCCGAUACACGAAUGAACCAGAUCUGCACAAGUUUGACGUGUCUUCAGUGGAAAGAGUAUUUGUCGCUGGAGAGAACAUCCUGAGCUGUGUGGCUGAAGACUUCUGCUCAAAACAGGUGAUAUAGUCGAGUCAUUUACAAGAACUUAAUUUCUAUACAUCAUAGUAGCUUGACUUGUGUUUGUAACGUGACCACGUGACCAGCUGGAGAGAACAUCCUGAGCUGUGUGGCUGAAGACUUCUGCUCAAAACAGGUGAUAUAGUCGAGUCAUUUACAAGAACUUAAUUUCUAUACAUCAUAGUAGCUUGACUUGUGUUUGUAACGUGACCACGUGACCAGCUGGAGAGAACAUCCUGAGCUGUGUGGCUGAAGACUUCUGCUCAAAACAGGUGAUAUAGUCGAGUCAUUUACAAGAACUUAAUUUCUAUACAUCAUAGUAGCUUGACUUGUGUUUGUAACGUGACCACGUGACCAGCUGGAGAGAACAUCCUGAGCUGUGUGGCUGAAGACUUCUGCUCAAAACAGGUGAUAUAGUCGAGUCAUUUACAAGAACUUAAUUUCUAUACAUCAUAGUAGCUUGACUUGUGUUUGAAACUACUGAAACUCGAGAGUAUAUACGUCAAGUUAGGGGCCUGUGGACG